Anopheles stephensi (Asian malaria mosquito) is the source of this 7822-nucleotide messenger RNA. RefSeq names its product octopamine receptor beta-3R-like. Lineage: Eukaryota; Metazoa; Arthropoda; Insecta; Diptera; Culicidae. The record is from RefSeq and is a predicted model, not a curated record. Gene Ontology annotation, molecular function: octopamine receptor activity. The coding region runs from base 1097 to 4231 and encodes 1044 amino acids. Gene Ontology annotation, biological process: adenylate cyclase-activating adrenergic receptor signaling pathway. The transcript is spliced from 10 exons. Gene Ontology annotation, cellular component: membrane.
CGAGCGUACCGAGCGGAAGUCGGUCAAUCAGUGCGAGAACCAGUGCGCAACGGUUCACAUCCGGGUUCCGCAAACAGCAUCAUCAGCAGCUGCUGCUGGUUGCUGAGCUUGCGUGCAGGUGUAAGAAAUCCUAGAAGAAGAAAACAGUUACAAAAAAUAUAACGCUCGAAUGGUUUAGAAACAGUGACAAUUUUGAAGCGGAAUAACAUCCUCAAACGUUGUGGUUCCACAAAAUGUGUUUUCCAUGGUGCAGACAAACAUCAGAGUGACAGUACGUUGCACAAUCUUCAACCCACAAGCAAAGCGAGAGCGACGCAUUUUCCUGCCGUCGAAGUAAUCACCAGCCGGAGCCUGCUGAUGUUUUAAUGAGCUGCCACUUGGUGACCUGUCGUGCUAAUGGAUAUGCAGUCAUACGCAGCAAAAUAAAUGCAAAAGACGCGACGGUGGAAACAUGAGAAUAAACACGUUCAGCGACAGGAUGGCUGAGUCGGUUUUGGCCUGCCCAUCCCGUACCGUACGACUCAGCUUAAUUAAAUUCGAACAAUCAGCGCCAACUGACCGCUCUAGCAUCCGCAGCGAGUAAAAUUAGUGUUUCAGAGCACGUGUACGAAGCGCGCUGAUAGGGCUCCAGCUCCCGGGCGCAAGGAUAUUCGUCGGCGGGGUUUUCUAGCGUCCGGUGAUGGGUCACCAGGAUGCGAUGCAUGGGUAACGACUUCCAUCAACAGAAGCCACCAUCAGUGUGUGUGUCCAGUGUUUUUCGUUCGCCUAAUGGUAGCGACACACCCAUCCGGCCGGCCAUUACUUCCGGGAUGCCCGGGCUCGCUUGGAAUGGAUCGUUCUAAAACGUGUGAUUGUAAUGUUUUGUAGGUGUGUGAAUCUGCUCAGUCUGUGUGUGUAUGUGUGUGUGAGUGCUUUUGUAAAUCUCUAUGCGUACGUGUGCUUUGCGUGUGAAUAAACCGGUGCAAUCACAAAUGAGUGUCAGUAUUGGAAGGACAUAGCGAAACCCGCAUAGCUAUUACACCACUGCGCCGUUUAUCGUGGCCCAUCCCAGUGUGUGUGUGUGUGAGUGGGUGAUGCGAAUCCCACCCGAGUGAAAAUGUUCACCAGCCGCAGUGUAUCGACAGCGUCGCCGGAAGUGAACAUCAUUGGGGCCGCUACGCUGCGCCUAGCCGGACCGGUUCAAUCCACCCUGAACGGUACGCUGGCGACGGUCGCGUCGGCGAUAACGUCGGCGGCCGGCUCGUCAACGCUCACCUCGCUCACAAUGGCACCGACGUCCGGGGGAGGGCCGGAGCCGGACGGUGCCGGUGGCGUCUGGAAUGGGACCGCCGAUCAGCCCGGGACGGCCACCGCGGUCAACGUGACCGAACCCACCGCGUCAACAAUCGUAGAACCAUCCGAUCGGCUCAUCGAGCUGACGGUACUGUGCUUGAAGAGUCUCAUCUUCGGAUCGAUCAUCAUCGGGGCUGUGCUAGGCAAUGCACUCGUAAUCAUUUCGGUGCACAAAAAUAGAAAGUUAAGAGUAAUAACCAACUACUUUGUAGUAUCAUUAGCAAUGGCGGACAUGCUGGUAGCGCUCUGUGCGAUGACAUUCAACGCAUCGGUGGAGCUGUCAGGAAGGUGGCUCUUCGGACCGUUCAUGUGCGACGUGUGGAACAGCCUGGACGUUUACUUCUCGACGGCGAGCAUACUUCACCUUUGCUGCAUAUCGGUCGACCGGUACUUUGCCAUCGUACGUCCCCUGGAGUACCCACUGUACAUGACGCAGCGGACCGUGUUCUUCAUGUUGGCGAACGUUUGGGUGCUGCCGGCACUGAUAUCCUUUACGCCCAUAUUUCUCGGCUGGUACACAACCGCGGAACAUCUGGCAACGCUAAAGAUUAAGCCGGACCUGUGUAUAUUCGUUGUAAAUAAAUCCUACGCAAUCAUUUCCAGCUCGAUCAGCUUCUGGAUACCGGGCAUCGUGAUGAUAACGAUGUACUACCGAAUCUACAAAGAAGCGGUACGCCAGCGGAAAGCACUGAGCCGCACCAGUUCAAACAUACUGCUAAACAGCGUGCAAAUCAACAACGCGUCCAAUACGCUGCACGCGAACCAUCACCACAAUCACCACCACCUGCAGCACCAUCGGAAUCACCAUCUGCGUGCGAGCGACUGCGAUCUCGGCAUCGACAUUAAAGACAUCCAGCACGAUACACACAGCGAGCUGAGCGAUCUUGACUUACAGGUGCCAAUAGUGCCAACGGUCGUUGCCAACACUGACGACGACUUUCUCGUUCCGUCCUCGCCACCGCGUCGCCUGAGCCGCAGCAGCAUCGAUCUCCGUGAUCUAGAAUACAAGAACGAGAGCAAAAUCAAAAGCUCCGACAGUGUGUCCUCCAUCUUUCCGCUGCACUACGAAAACAAUCUGCGCUACUCGGGCUCGGAACCGAUACACAUAAAGGAUGCACAACAGCAACAGCAACAGCAGCAACAGAACGAUCACCAGCAGCGUCGCGCCUCACGUAAGGACAGUUUCCGCCAGAUCAACUUCUUCCAACCAUUUUUCUCGCGCAACAGCCUGCUGAAGACAUACAUAAAACGUGCAGCUGAUGGUGGUGGUGCUGCCCCAACUACUGCUGCACCAGGCACUGGUAGUAGUACGGCAAUAGGUGGCAGUAGUCUGAACAACAGCAACCUGAAUCGGUCGACCGAGCGAAACAACAAAAACAAUGACAACCGUUCCAAUAACAACAUCCUGGAUCUGAUCAAUGUUGCCUCCUCGCUGAACAAAGACUCGGAGAAAGAGGUGAAUACUCACAAACGCCACCAGAUAGCGGCCAGCGAGUCCGACUUUCUUACCAUGAUCGAGAAGCAGCGUCAGAAGCUGGGCAAGAAUACGAACAGCCUGAAGAACUGCAACAAAGACGAGAAGGAGCUUAUCUAUGCGCUGAGUGAUUCGGACUUUAACGCUGCACUGCAAAAGCAGGAUGAAGGUGUGGCUAGACGAUGCUUCAAGAAUCUGGUCAGCAGUGAGGUUGGCAAGGAAGGUAUCUUUAAAAUUGUGCUUAACAGUGAAGGAAGUGGUACGGGUGAAGGUGGUGCACCCCCGGCAGUGCAUGGUGCAGCCGGAGUUGAUGGCUCAAGCGCGAUGGAUACGCCGGAUAUCUUGAUCGGAUGUUUCGAUCACGGCUUCUCGGGAUCACGGCCUAAUCUGAACAUCCCAACGGUUAAGGAGCUCGUCGCAGAUGAGAGUGCCCUCAUUAAAACGUCCAGCUUGAAGGUGGCCGUACCGUCGAGUGGUACCGGUUCGUCCGAAGUGUUAGAAGGCACUAAAGUUAUCGAUCUCAUAUCGACGAUCAACGGUACAGCGGUUGAAGAGUUACGUUCACCGAAAGCAUCGCUUCAGAGCCGCUCAUCUGCAGCAGACAAUCAACUAUCGACGACGCUAAAUGUGUCGUUGAAUGCACGUUGCAGCCCGGUGAAUAUUCAACUGAGUGAAGCGUCUACCAUCUCGCUCGAUCUUGUUGCAACGAGCCCGAAAGAAAAGCUUCCGAAGGUUCCUACUUCGGCACCGGCAACCGUCACCACCAUCGACAUUGCAAGCGAAAUGAUGAUGCUGUCCGACAAUCCGGACAUCGUGAUCGACAACAGCCACACGGGAGCAACGGUAUCGCCUACAUCGCGUACCGUUACACCCUCGCGAGCACCAUCGAUCAUGACGCCGUCACCACAACACCCGCGGCUCGGACGCAAGCGACAGUCAUCCACCGUGACGUACAACAUCAACGUAAUCAACUUCCAGGCGGGCGAUAAUCCUGACGAUGACUCCAGCUAUCAACUGAAUAAUCGGAAUGGUAGUGGAACGUACGGUGGAGGGGGAGCGGCAACGGCGGGUGGACGAUCAAACAGCUCUACGAGUGGUACCUCGACCCGCCCUUCGAAGGGUUGGCGAGCGGAGCAUAAGGCAGCACGGACGCUCGGAAUCAUCAUGGGAGUGUUUCUGCUCUGCUGGCUACCGUUCUUUCUGUGGUACGUCAUCACAUCGCUGUGCGGCGACGAAGCCUGUCCCUGCCCGGAUGUUGUCAUCACUGUACUGUUCUGGAUCGGGUACUUCAACUCGACCCUCAAUCCGCUCAUCUACGCUUACUUCAACCGAGACUUCCGGGAAGCGUUCCGGAACACGCUCCAAUCCCUGCUGCCCUGCUUCGUCCACCGCAGCCCGUACGGUCACAGCGUGUACUACGUGUAGUAUUAAGUGCAUACCCGUAGGUUACAUUGUGUCUGUCUCCCACACGCUUUCUGUUUGCCCGGUAUUUUUGUUUGUUUGUAUUACCCGGUACACUAAACGCGCCAGAGGAAAGAAUGUUGUGGAAAACCUGGGAUCCCCUGCGGGAGAAAAACAUGUCACUGUUCCAUCUUGACGUAAACUUGCCUUUUUCGUUCAGCGAAGAGAGAAAAAGAAACGGUAACAGCAAACAAACGAAAGUAACAACCUUCCCACCUUGAUUGAAUGAACCGUGUAUGAUGAAUAUCUCCAUCAGAAACACUGUGUGUGUGAGUGUGUGUGUGUGUGUGUGUGUGCUCCCCUGGUUGCCCUCCUUAAAACGCACCUUUUUAUCUACCCACGGGAGCAACCACAACCUUUCCAUUUUCCCCCGGUCCCAGUGUCCCGAUGACGCCCUCCCCCCUCCCAUCCAUUCCCUUGAAGCGUUGAUAAGCUCUGCGGUAAGCUUUUGCUCCGCGGGGUAUCAUGUUGAUCGAGUCUGACACUUUGUGCUGCAUAAUUGAACGAUUUCGGUACCACCCGCCGAGGUGUCACAGAGUGCGGUUCGGAGGGUAGCAAGAACUCCCGGUUCCCUAAACAUGGCCCCGGAGUCUGGGUGUUUGGAUUCAAAAUCGAAUUAGACAGCUGCUCGCAACGCAGCUUGGGAGGGAGCAAACGGGAGCGAAUGGUAUGCUCGAGCUGACAGCUAUUGUCCUGCACCAGGUAUCGGGCGGGUCACCUGCCAUACCUGCGGGGCAAAAGGGUGCGUGACAAAGGCGAAACAACCGACUGUUUGCUCACUUCCAGCCGGCAGAUUGUGUCAGCUUUGAUCAAUUCGCGCGACUCCCCGUUUGGCGGGGACAAAUAUUGACAAACAUUGCCGGGUGUAUUGAGAGCUUGGAUCCUUGGCACACAAGGUACGCGGUGCUUCGCUAUGCUCGGGACACACACACACACGCGCGGGCGCACAUACAGCUCUGUGUGCGUUACAGUAGCACAACACAACGGUACACGGCGAAGGCAAACAUACGGAGGUGCAAACGCUAUCAGGCGUUAUUUACCCAUCAGCUUUCCUGAGCCCAACAGGGAAUUGGCUACCUGUUUGAAUGUGUCGCCUGUCGUCAUCGGGGCUGGUGCUGUGCUUUUUCCUGCCAAGCGAAUAACGUUGGUUGUCCCAUUGCUGGACCAAAUUUGGCAAUAAUCCGAUUUCCGAAAAAAAACCCCACCAGAGUGUAAUUGCAAGGGAAUGGCGUUGCGUUCGAGGCUACAAUCAAUAUUGGUUCUACACUCACACACCCAUACGCUCGCUAUCGCAUAGAUAUCUAACAAAACGCACAAAUUUGACGGAGAAAAACAAGUCCACGCUUCUACCGGAUGUUUUUGUAUAUCUUGUUUUGUUCUCCGAAUGAAGCUGUGACUCUGUCAUUACAGACUGAAUGGGAGUGAAUAUCGCUGAAGGGGACACCAUUCACAGAACGGGCAAUACUACUCGUUCGCUUUUGGUAAACAUUCUUCCGUGUGUGAAUGGUUGAUUUUCCAAAUCCAAUAACGGACAGGGCAUAUACUAUUGUGAAAUGUAGCAAUAAUAGUUGUUAUCAAAUGAAUUCCCCUCCCAACCAAAUGAAAUCCAUUCCAUCCUUCCCCGAAAGUACUUGCUAGGAAGCAUACCGAAUAUCGUGACUUACGUCCGGAACCUGGUCCGGUUGUCGGUAGUCACAAGCAACCACACUCAGAUGCCCCACCACGGUAGAAGUUAUCAAUAGAUGUGUGAAUGCCGGUGUGUCUAACAAUAAAGGCGAGCAGAACCCGCACUAUAUCAAAACAAAAUUGACGAUGGGUAUGAAGGAACCUGAGGCAAUGAAAUUUAGGUAUUCAUAGACUCAUAGCGUCCCUGGUUUUAAGGGAUAAGCAUGAUAGUAUAUAGCGUGUAGCAGUGUGUUGUCAACGGUUUGAUUUGAUAUUUUCCGUUCGUUCGAAGCUUUACAUUAAUUUGCGCCAAAUCGAUUGCUUCAGGAGGACGAUGGAUGAAACAGUGCCGUGAAAUAUUUCACCAAUCUGUGCAAACUUUCAAGCCGUACGUCAUCACUAGUGGCGCCAUCACUUGUGAAAGCUUCCGUUGUUUGUUGUUUAGUACAAAGCGCUGUAAAAUGGUCGUGUAGUGGCUUUAUACGUUUUAUACACAGCCUUUUUCAAUUAAGAACACUGUGCAUCAUUCAAACACCAAUUUUGGUUGAAAGAAGCGAUGUAGAACAUUUUGUUUUAAGCGUAGAAAAAACGGUUUUGCUUUUCACAGCAAUCUGAAUCGACAAUCCAGCGCAUUUAGGGCACAAUUCUUUCGAUUGGAGAGUGUUUUUUUAGUUGUGCAUCAUUGCAACUCGGAAUGAUAUUAGACAGCAAACCAAACAUAAGUGUUAGUUGGCAUAGUGUUUUGUAGUAGUAAACGCAUCUGAACCAUCGCUGUCGUCCAUCAGGAUGGUUCUAAUAUCAUGAAGUAAGCAGUAAUCUUCAAAGCGUAGGAAAAAACAUUGCGUGCAGCAAACAAAUGAUGAGUGUGGGAGUAGAAGAAUCAAUUUCAAACCAAAGUACUGUUACAAACUUUCAAGUGAGACAGCUCCUAGCUUAAACAUUGAGACGGGUAAAUUAACACUAGUAAACGUGGUGUGCCGACGGCACGCAGUGUGUUGGUGUGAGAAAUAUUUUGUAUAGAAACCUUAGCGCAACAUAGGAAAAAUGUUCACAAAACAGAAAGCAAAACGGCGCCACACAUGUAAAGGUUGUUCCCCUGUAAUUAUAUCCGUCAGCACACUGGCGGUAUUCAUCAGACGACUGUGCAAGCCUAUAGAGUAUGAAAGCAAAACCGAAACGCAAAACAAAUUAGCUCUGCAAAUUAUGAAACUAAAACUACUGUUACUUACAUCGCUACUGCUGCUGAAACGUCAAACCGGUAUUUAGUAGGAAACGCAAAUAGCAAAUAAACACGGGAACGGACAGCAAAACCAUAUCCCCCGCACAACUAACCGCUACGAUGUGUGAACCCAAACGCAAAUGAUGCGCACGCUAGUUAACGAAACUGUAUCGCUGUUUGAUGUACGAUGUUAAUUUGUAUGUGUGUAUGUAUGUUUGUGUGCAUGUGUGAUUGUGUAGGGUGAGAGAUUACGAAUAGGGCGGUGGUUAUUUUUUUCCUGCACAGGGCGAAAGCUUUUAAGUAUUAUGUUAAGAACUAUCUGUAAGAUCUAUCUGCAACGGUCGUAAGUUGAGUGUUUACGUUAAAAACUCAGUUCGAAUAGAAAAGGAGAGAGAAAGAGAGUUUAAGAUGCAUCGAUUGUACUCUCGCUAGGUAAAGCUAUAGCGCGCACUGUUAUACCCACUAUCGUUUCAGUGGUUUGCUGGACCGUGUUUUCUUCUCCAGCAUCGGAAGCUCUUUACCAACACUGAUUUAUUGAAGAUGGAAACCUUUUUGUGGUAGAAAACAGAUUCCUGCUAUCGCAUGUAUCUUCACUCAAACAGAGGCUCUCUCGACUAACAAUAAAUACUUGCAACAACCGUGAAUAAAGACUGUCGAAAAUAGAAACCAAA